AUGGCGAUGACAGAUGUCUCCAUAGGAGUUGGAGGGGACCUGGACAGCCCCAUCGCCUGGGCCGUGUGUGUUUUCUCCAUGGCGCCCCACUUCCUACGCUUUGGGGGAAAUGGUUGGGAGGAGGUGGAAGGCAGCCUGCCCUGGACAGCCCUGGAGGCCCAGCCCCUCCCCCUGGGCUCAGGCUCGGGCUCCGGAGUGCCCUCCUCAGGUGCCCACGGCUUUCCUCUGUUGUCUGCCCCUGAGGGAGGGGACUCGGCUUGUGCCUUCUUCUGCCCAGGCCUGGCACAGAGCUUGAGCAUGACAGGUGCCGGCAUGAUGCUCACAGCAGGAAACCCCUGGAGCUGGAUUCUGGGGUACCUUAUGCUUGGAGGCACAGCCCCACCCCGGGAGCCCUGGCCACGCCCCCACCGGCUCAGCCCUGGUCCCGCCCACUGUAGUCCAGCCCUCGAGAUCCCUAACCCUGUCCCAUGCCAGCCCCCAACCCUGCCUCCGCCCCCAGGGGCCUCCUACCCCGGCGGCCACAUCAUCCACGGCGAGGACUGCAUCCCGCACUCCCAGCCUUGGCAGGCGGCCCUGCUCUCAGACAACGAACUGUUCUGCUCGGGCGUCCUGGUGCACCCGCAGUGGGUGCUGUCAGCCGCGCACUGUUUGCUGGACUCCUACAGCGUGGGGCUGGGGCUGCACAGCCUGGAGGCCAGCCAGGAGCCAGGCAGCAGGGUCCUGGAGCCCCUACUGUCCGUCCAGCACCCGGACUACGACAACCCCUCCUUUGCCAACGACCUCAUGCUCAUCAAGCUGAAAGAGGCGGUGCCUGAGUCCAGCACCAUCCGGAGCAUCAGCGUGGCCUCGCGGUGCCCCAUGGCGGGGGAAGAGUGCCUGGUGUCCGGCUGGGGUCGGCUGGCCAAUGGCGGACUGCCCAAGAGGCUGCAGUGCGUAAACAUCUCGGUGUCGCCCCCGGAGGUCUGCAGCGAGGUCUACGACUCCCUGUACCACUACAGCAUGUUCUGUGCGGGCGGGGGAUCCAACCGCAGGGACUCCUGCCACGGUGACUCUGGGGGACCCCUGGUCUGCAAUAGAUCCCUGCAGGGCCUCGUGUCUUUAGGACACAUUCCGUGUGGCCAGCCCGGUAUUCCCGGCGUUUACACCAACCUCUGCAAAUUCACCGACUGGAUCCAGCAAACCAUCCACACCAGCUAGCCACGGGACCGGGACCGUGAAGCCGAGCGUGGUGCAGAUGCUACCGGGGGAAAUGCAUAACCGUUGGGUCAUUUCUCCCUCAGACUCAGGGGUACGGGUCCCAUCCCUCCUCCCUCAGUGCUGGUGGUCGGGACCCAGCCUCCUCCCUCAGACCUCAGGGGUUCAUGCCAGUCUCCCUCAGACCUAGGAGUACAAUCCACCUCCGGUCUUUGCCAGUGCACUGUGCCCUCUAGUGGCAUAAUAUUUACUCAGUCUUCAGUGAUUUUUCCCUUUUGUCCUCUUGCCCAAGAUCCAGAAAUAAAGUGUAAGAAAAGCACGG
Molecule: messenger RNA, 1516 nt
Organism: Cavia porcellus (domestic guinea pig)
Lineage: Eukaryota; Metazoa; Chordata; Mammalia; Rodentia; Caviidae
Product: kallikrein-4
Exons: 8
Coding region: 1-1197 (398 amino acids)
Biological process (GO): proteolysis
Molecular function (GO): serine-type endopeptidase activity
Source: RefSeq, a predicted model, not a curated record